Aricia agestis (brown argus) is the source of this 1112-nucleotide messenger RNA. RefSeq names its product ATP-dependent (S)-NAD(P)H-hydrate dehydratase (gene Naxd). The coding region runs from base 170 to 1075 and encodes 301 amino acids. The record is from RefSeq and is a predicted model, not a curated record. NCBI's taxonomy places the organism in Eukaryota, Metazoa, Arthropoda, Insecta, Lepidoptera, Lycaenidae. Gene Ontology annotation, molecular function: ATP-dependent NAD(P)H-hydrate dehydratase activity. Gene Ontology annotation, biological process: metabolite repair. The transcript has 2 exons.
UCCAAAUUGUUUACAAUAUUUAUGAUUUAUGUAGAAUUUUGUAGCCUGUAUCUUACGGUGCGGUAGUAAGUUUUAAAAGCAAUAACUAUUAGUUUUCUACAUUACAACAAAAUAAAAUAUUACAACAAGAAAACACAACCCGGAAUCGUAACGUACUUUUAGUGGCAAAAUGAACAUUUUGGAGAGAAAAACUAUGUUAGCUUUAAUCAAUUCGUGUAUUCCGCCGCUAUCGGGUAGCAGCCACAAAGGUCAAGCCGGCAGAAUAGGUAUUGUCGGCGGCUCAUUAGAAUACACCGGUGCACCUUAUUUUGCGGCAAUAAGCGCACUUAAGGUUGGAGCAGAUUUAGUUCAUGUUUUCUGUUCAGCAUCGUCAGCCCCAAUAAUAAAGUCAUAUAGCCCAGAACUGAUUGUUCAUCCACUGCUUGAUCACAAGGAUGCCAUAAGUGAGAUUUCACCUUGGCUAGAUAGAUUACAUGCUAUUGUUAUCGGCCCUGGUUUGGGAAGAGCUGACAAAACAUUCGAAACAGUGUCACAACUUAUUGGAAUUAUAAAGGAGAAGAAAAUACCUUUAGUCAUUGAUGCUGAUGGUCUCUUUCUCAUCACUCAACAGCCUGCACUGAUCAAGGAUUUCUCCUCUCCAAUAAUUUUAACUCCAAACAAAAUAGAAUUUGAGAGGCUCAUCCAAAAUACUGGUGGUAUAUCAGACCUACACAAAUCCAGUAAAUACACCACAGUUUUGAAAAAGGGAGAGAAUGAUGAAGUUUUAAGCCCAGAUGCUUCUCUACAGUGGCAGUCAAGUGUUGGGGGUUCAGCUCGAAGGUGUGGGGGCCAAGGGGAUUUGCUCUCUGGUUCCCUUGCAGUAUUUCUAUAUUGGUGUUUACUGAAUGGCAACAAAUUACCAAUAGACAAAGGCAGUGACAGCAAACUAUCUGCAUCCUCGUUUGCAUGCUAUGCUUCAUCUGCUCUAGUAAGACUUUGCAAUGAAAAAGCAUUUAAAUUGAAAGGCAGAAGUAUGUUGGCAACUGAUAUGAUAGAGCAGAUACAUGAUGCUUUUAACCAGUUGUAUGGUGAAUAAAAUACCUAAUAUUAUUAAUUACUUUAAAAACGCUUAA